Microcebus murinus (gray mouse lemur) is the source of this 1405-nucleotide messenger RNA. Lineage: Eukaryota; Metazoa; Chordata; Mammalia; Primates; Cheirogaleidae. The record is from RefSeq and is a predicted model, not a curated record.
CAGAAGUGCAUGGUAGAACUCAAGAAGACGGCAAUCAAGGGUGAUCUAGAAUUGUGAUUGACUCAUUAAUAAUACCAGGACAAAGUUAAGAGAUCACAACUCAAACGUAAGUUUUCCUAAGACUGCUACGAAGAUGUUUGAUACUAAGGCUUGGGCUGAGUAUGUUGUGGAGUGGGCUGCAAAGGACCCGUAUGGCUUCCUUACAACAGUUAUUUUGGCCCUAACUCCACUGUUCCUAGCAAGUGCUGUACUGUCUUGGAAGUUGGCCAAGAUGAUUGAGGCCAGGGAGAAGGAGCAAAAGAAGAAACAAAAACGUCAAGAAAAUAUUGCAAAAGCUAAACGACUAAAAAAGGAUUGAAGGAAUAAACAGGCUCUCCAACCAGAGGAAAAUCAUUUGGAAAAUUAUGUAGCUUUGAAAGGACUCACUAAGGUUUCUUUUUUGUAUUUCUUGACAGUAUUAUUUAGUAAAGGAAAUUUGACCAAAUGGAAGAAUCAUGCUAAUAAUGACCUCAAUACUGUAGUUACUUUUAAGCGUGGGUAUAGAAAUUUUUGUUGGUAUCUAUUGACAGUUAUUGUAAAUUGGCUUUUACUAUGGUACAAAUUCUUUAUAAUUGACUUAGUCAUUUGCCAUUUGGCAGUUUACAUGCUGAAAUGAAAACAUCCUGUGGAGGAAAAUGACUUUAGAUUAUGAACUUUUCAAAUAAGCUAUUUAAAAUGGGGUCCUUUACUGGACAAAGGAAAUUAAGAAUGUACAAGCCAGAAAUGAACUCGCUGAGGUGAAAAGUAUGGUUUGGCUUAAAAGAGAUACAGUAUGUUAAUCACAUCUUUUAUCAUUAUUGCUUAUUUCUUAGAAUCAUUUUUGGCUUUCUCAAAGCAAAAUAAUAUUUAAUCAAUGAGUAUUUCUAUUUUCUGCAUUUUUCUGAUAUUAGCUGUUGAGACAACUGGUUAAUUAGCAAGACAUUCUGCAUUUUUUAAAUCUAAUUUUAUAAAGAAUUCUCUUAUCUUGACUAUGUAUAAUACCACCUACUGGAUAUAACAAUUUUUGUACUUAGUGAGCACAGCCAUUUUCUUAUAAACAACUUGAGAAAAGUAAUACUAUGAUUUAUAGCUUGCAAUAAAAAUGCCAAACACUGUAGUACCUUGGAACCAGUUUGUUCUUGCGUUACGUAGAACUGUGUAAUACUUAAAAUGUCUACAAUUUGUUUAUUAUAUAGACACUUUUGUUUUUUAUUCCAUUCUUUGUUUUAACUUAUAUGGUAGUGAUGUUCAAUAGUUUUUGGUCAAACAGGUUCAAAGGGAAAAUUAAAAUUUCACAUUUCUUUUGAAGAACUCCUAAAGAGUAACAGUAAGGAAAGGCUUAAAAUUUGGAAACAUUUUGUUGGGCAUAGUAAUUUGGUGAAGAGGA